UCUGACAGAAUAUUAAUGAACUAUUGUUUCAGUCGCAAAGAUGAACGUUUGUCUUUCCUCGAUUUACAAACGUUAGUGGUUAAUAAACCCUGCCCACGCACUGCUCCGAUUUCGACAGUAAUUAAUCGGCCGGUUGCGGAUGCUGUAGCAUUAGCUGCUAAAGCUGAGAACAUUGCGGAACCUCCUACUCUUCUGCAGCCACGUAUUUGUGAACCUCGAAAACCAAGGGAUUCUCAUUACCCACUAUCUCUGGUUCCUGGCCAAUUUUGUGAGAAGUAUUACAAUUACUCAGCACUGGAACUAAGGAAAGUACCACUAAACACAAUUUUGGAACUUCCAUUUAAACUCUGGCAAGAUAAUGGGCAGGAAAAUAACAGCUCUGAUACGGACUCCGCAACCGAAAGUGUUGAUAAUAAAGUUGACCUGGUGGAAUCAAGAACAUUGUCAACAAAACGGCAAAACAAACGAUGUGCACGUCUAAAUCGUCCUUAUGAAAAUAGUUUUGCCGAAUUUAAAAUACCACCAAUACCAGGUACUUCGGCAUCGACAAGGAACUCUAGUGGUUCAUCUUCGUCAGAUGAAUCAUCCUCAGAAAGUGAUUCCGAUUCUUCUUGUUCAUCAUCGUCAUUGUCGUCAGAAGAUGUUUCGGAUGAAGAGGAUUCCCCGGCUAUCUGUGCGGUUUGUUUGCGCCCGCAUAAUCGCAAUCUGAAUGACAUGCCAGAAUUGUUUGUGCAAUGCUAUACAUGCCGACGGAAAGUUCACCCUAGCUGUAUUGAGAUGCCGCGGCGGAUGACACUCCGUGUUCGCAAUUACAAUUGGCAAUGUGCUGAUUGUAAGUGCUGCAUUAAAUGCAAACAAAAACAGGAUGGAAAUAAAAUGUUAUAUUGUGAACAAUGCGAUCGUGGUUUUCACAUAUAUUGCCUUGGAAUAAAGGCGGUGCCUGAAGGUCGUUGGAGUUGCAAUCGUUGCAGUAUUUGUAUGAGAUGUGGGGCAACCACGCCGGAAGGCAUACCAUCCUAUAAUCAGUUGUUGAACUCUCCAAGUGGAGAUCAAGGUAAACAGCAUCGCCAUAAAAGGCUCAAAUGGGUCAAUGAAUAUCGCGUGGAUCCGAUUACAAAGGUUAAAGAACAUACAUCUAUGCUGUGUGUUCCGUGCGCCAAAAUGAAAGCGACAAAGAGAAACCAAGCAUCAUUUCACAACAUUUCAAAUGGACUUGCUCUUUCUCCAGGUGCGCGCGGUAGUGAUCCAAGUAGUUCACCUGGUGUAGUAUCUUCGAUGACACCAACAUUGAGUGCAGAUGCAGCGUACACGGAAACCACAACGGAAGACACUGCGAGUAGCAUUGGGUCGAACGUGAAACCAAGUGAGGAGUUAAGUUGUUCAGAGAAAAGUGAAAGCGGUAUGCUUUUGACAAACUCUAAAAAUGCCCCUCCGCCAGUAGUUGCCUGAGUGGGGGUUAUACGGUGGCAUUUUCCCAAGCCGCAGCCACCGAAGCAAUCACCUUGUUCUUCAACGAAUUUAUAACAGACUAGUUCUAAUGAGGAAGAACUUCGAAAAGAGCGCAGGUUGGGCAACAGAAUAUAGUUUUUACUUUAAUAUAUUUAUGUAUUUUUUAUUUUAUGCGAAUUAAAAAUGGAAAAGUGCAUUUAUAAACAUUACCAAUUGGUUUGUUUUGUGGAAAAGAAAGUAUAUAUGUAAAUUCAGAACAUGUUUUUGACUGAUCUGUACGAAUAAUUUUUCUGAUCCCCAAAAUUGUAUAUUAAGUCACACAAAUUACUUUUAAUAAAAUAUGAUAGUCCUUUCUAACAAA
Messenger RNA from Musca domestica (house fly), 1810 nucleotides. RefSeq names its product supporter of activation of yellow protein. Gene Ontology annotation, biological process: positive regulation of transcription by RNA polymerase II. NCBI's taxonomy places the organism in Eukaryota, Metazoa, Arthropoda, Insecta, Diptera, Muscidae. The record is from RefSeq and is a predicted model, not a curated record. Gene Ontology annotation, molecular function: transcription coactivator activity; histone binding; histone H3K4 methyltransferase activity. Bases 16 to 1449 code for a protein of 477 amino acids. Gene Ontology annotation, cellular component: MLL3/4 complex. The transcript has 5 exons.